Molecule: messenger RNA, 870 nt
Organism: Penicillium salamii
Lineage: Eukaryota; Fungi; Ascomycota; Eurotiomycetes; Eurotiales; Aspergillaceae
Source: the annotation of a GenBank genome assembly
AUGGCAUUCCCUUAUAAGAAAGUCCUCAUCAUUGGCGCCACCUCUGGAAUUGGCAAAACACUCGCGGACAAAGUCAUCCAAAAUGGAUCCAAGCUGAUUGCUGCCGGUCGGAGAAGGGAGAAUCUUGAAGAUAUCAUCCAGAAAUAUGGCAGUGACAAGGUUUCUGCGAAGGUGUUUGAUGUUAUGCAGCUCGAGCAGGUUCGAUUGCCAGCCCAACUGAAAGGUCAUGGGCGCCAAACUAACGAACCACACACACUGCAGAUUCCCCAAUUUGCCUCUGAAAUCAUUGCUGAGAACCCAGACCUGGACUGCAUCUUUGUCAAUUCCGGCAUCCAGCGCCCCUUUGAUUUUUCGAAGCCGGAAACUGUCGAUCUCGACAUCUUCGACCAAGAAUUGAUCACAAAUUAUACCUCGGCCGUGCGCUUGACGAAGGCUUUCCUCCCACACUUGCAGAGCCUGAAUGUCCCAACAGCGAUCGCAUUCACAACGUCUCAAAUGGCGCUCGUGCCGAUGAUGCGAUGCCCAAAUUAUGGCGCAUCCAAGGCCGCAUUGCAUCACUUUAUUCUGGCUCUUCGCACUCAGUUGCAAGAUGGGCCUGGAAACGUGAAGGUUUUGGAGAUCUAUCCUCCCGCUGUGCAGACCGAACUUCACGAUGCUAAGCAUCAGCCCGAUUUGAAGGAUGGGCAUCUGAUUGGUAUGCCAUUGCAGGAGUUUGUGGAUGAGGUUUGGGGCCGGAUUUCACAAGGUGAAGAGCAGAUUCCGGUUGGAUCUGCCCAGGAUAUCUUCAAUGCGUUUGAGAUUAAGAGGCAAGAGUUGUACCAUGGUAUGACGGAGUUGCUUUCUGGGCUGUUGAAGCAGUUCUUGCGCUAG